CCGCCGCCCCAUCAAUAACAACGCCGUUUUUUCCGCCAUGUCUAUGCUUGACAAGUUUCGACAGGGUGCCCAGAAGGCGGGCACACAAGCUUCUGCCUUCCUGAGGGAUGCUUCGGGUAAAGCGGCCAGCGGGUCGCACAGUUUUGCACAAGGAUUUACACUACCUGGAGAGGCAGAGAAGGCGGCAAAGAUCUUGGCUAGUUUCCUUGCGGACCCAAGUCAUCCUGAGUCUGCGCUCAACUCCAUACCCAAGGCCGUUCUGCAGCGCGCGAGAGGCCUUGCUAUAUUCUCUGUCCUGAAGGCUGGGUUCAUGUUCUCCGGCAAGGCGGGAUCCGGCAUAGUAAUCGCCCGACUGCCCGAUGGCUCGUGGUCCGCACCGUCCUGUAUCGCUACCGGAGGUGUGGGCUGGGGUCUCCAGAUCGGCGCCGACAUCACCGACUUUGUCGUCGUGCUGAACAGCGAGGACGCCGUCAGAGCGUUCUCGAUGGGUGGCAAUGUCACUAUCGGAGGGAACAUCAGUGCUACGGCUGGACCAGUUGGAACCGGAGGCAGUGUACAGGCUUCGUUGGCCCACCCGGCUCCCAUGUUCUCGUAUUCCAAGUCGAAGGGGUUGUUCGCGGGGCUGUCUCUGGAGGGUACCGCUCUCAUUGAGCGCAAGGACGCAAAUCGUGACUUCUAUGGCUCUCCAGUGCCCGCACGCGAGAUUCUCGGCGGUCGGGUGCCACCUCCCGAAGUCGCUUCAAGGCUGUACGAGGUCAUCGAAGCGGCUGAAGGCAUCGACGAGUCCGGCCUGCCGGAAAAUGCCUACGUACCCACCGCAUCUGGAGACCACGUGAAGCUGGGAAACGACGGUACGGUCUUUGAUGCUGAAGGCCACCCCUGAACUGCGUCUUCAAGGCCCCUCCACCUCUACAUCGGCUUACACCGCCCUCCUCUAAUACUUCCACGACGCUCUAUGCCCGCUUACGACUACUGCAUACUUGUACUUGUUCAUAGUGUCUCGAUGCUGGAAUAAAUCUUGAAAAAUGUAAUUUUA
Messenger RNA from Phanerochaete carnosa HHB-10118-sp, 1036 nucleotides. RefSeq lists its product as uncharacterized. Lineage: Eukaryota; Fungi; Basidiomycota; Agaricomycetes; Polyporales; Phanerochaetaceae. Gene Ontology annotation, molecular function: actin filament binding; phosphatidylinositol binding. Gene Ontology annotation, cellular component: actin cortical patch. Gene Ontology annotation, biological process: actin cortical patch localization; actin filament bundle assembly. Bases 38 to 883 code for a protein of 281 amino acids. The transcript has 4 exons. The record is from RefSeq and is a predicted model, not a curated record.